CAAGACAUUCAACAAUGAGAAACAGAGAAGGUUAUGCAGGUUGUUUCCCAGCUAAACAGAUCACAGCUGGAUCCUUCCAUGCCCGUGGGUUGUAGUGUUUUCCAUGUAGAAAUUUCCAGUUUUCAGGACAAUGCAAAUAUUGCCCUUGCUUACACUGACUUGUUGGAUCCUACAAUGCAAUUGUAGGCAAUGCAAUUAUUAUCCACCAGAUGAUCAAGAUUCUCAGACCACCAUUUCAGACAAUGAGCCUCAGAUAAAAAACUUAUCCUUGCAAAGGUAGGCAGUGUGGUCUUUUGGUUUCACAUGGAAAAGAUAUAGUAUUGAAAAACUCAUGGAAUAAUAUGAUUUAAAAGUUCUUUGGUAUCUUCUUCCACUGAAGCUGUGGCUUACUGCUUGCACUGACCCAGUUUUUGGGUCAUCAUAAGCCAAAAGGAAGGUUUGAUUCCUUACUGAGGUUUUCACUGGAGUUGCUUCAUGAAAUCAUUCUGGUUUUUUUCAUUAGUGUGCCAAUCAAUCCUAUCUAACUUAUCUUGAAUUUCUUCUCAGGUACAUAAAAAUAACUGUGGUAUUUGUGAUAUAAAGUUGAGAUGUUAUUUCCACCAGAAUUCUAAUCUCUUUCUGCAAGUUGAACGGCAAAAUAUCCAUAUGGUUCAAACUUAGUUUAAAGGACAUGUUUUGUGUGUGUGUGUGUGUUAUCUGAAUUAAAUUUCUUCUUUAUUUCCCUGAAUUUCCUGUUAGUGAAGUAUUGAAAUGAUCAGGUGCGAUAAAUAGCUUAAUAACCUAAUGUAAAGAUUUGUAUGUAACUCUGUGUCAGGAGGAAGUACUGAACCUGACUAAUCCAUGUUAUUCCAUUUGGGAAAACACCUUUUUCAGUUACUUAGCUGGGGUUCUGACCUGCAGGUCAAAUUUAGGGUGGUUUAGGUUCAUACUAUUUUCGUAACAACUUACAUGUUAGAAACCACACCAGCUGAGGAGGAUCUGUGAGGGAACAGGGAAAGUACACUUCUGAUACAUUUAUUAGCUGGGAUUUGAGGGGAGCUCAAAAUCUGGCAUCAGUGUUGAUAUAAAUUCAUACACACCAGCUGUCCAGCGUUAGAUUCAUAUAUGGCUCUGCUCUGAUCCUAUUGUCCAAAUCCUGGCUGUACAGCACAUUACAGGGAUGAAGACAAGUUAAUCUCUGCCUUUAGAGUCUUACCCUUAGCAAACCCUUCUUGGCAGCAGGCAGAACCACUCACCCAGGACUAAUUCUGUCUCAAUUUAUUAGAUAAGAAGUGGCAAGACACGAACUUCAUGAACCAGGAGCAUUUGCAAAUAUAAUCAUGCAACAGUUUCAAAAUGUCUAUAGCAGUCUACGUGUUGAUGUUAUCAAUUGCAUUGGCAAAAUAUGGUUUAGUCAUAUAUAAUAUAGACUUGUUGGAAGACUUGUUCUUUUAGUUAAAUGCAUUGAGAUUUCAUUUACAAAUACUGCUUUUAUUUACAAAAAACACAUGGAAUUAGCAUUCUUUAAAGUCCAUGUUUAGUGAACCACAGCAGUAUCUCCACAGGUUGGAAGAAGCUGAGUAUUUUUUAAAAUGCUCAGGUAAAUUUGUGUCAGCUAAAUCAGUCACACACACAAUAUGAACAUGUAUUCAUGCUUAUGAGAGAAACCUAUGAAUGAAGAUAUUCAUAAUCUCAUUUGCAUUUCCAUUGGCUUCCCUUUUAGAAAAAGCUGACCUGAUUGCUUGAGAAAUCAGGUACUGUUUUAAAAAAUAGAUAAAUAUUCCAAUAUUAUUAAUAGUCUUCAUGUUAUUAGUUAUUGGAUCAAGGGUUCUUGCUCUGAAUCUAUGCUGAGGGUCAUAAAACUAGAUAUUGUAGUUGUUCCAGAAUCCACAAUCAGCAAAAUAAACAACUUUUGGAAAGGAAAAAAGCAAUUAUGCUAGCAUUACGUCAUACAGGAGCAUGAAAUAUGUCUUCUUAAUUGGAGUAAGGUGCCAUUGGAGAGGCUGUGGGGCUAAAUUCUAAUCCUAGAUAUGUGGGCCCAGACUGUUCAGAGACUGAGAUUAGAGUGUAAUCCUAAAACUGGAUUGAGAACGAUACAUUCCCUAAAGAAAGGAAAAUAACUCUAUUUAUACUGAAUGUGUCAGCCAGCAGAGUUUGUGUUGCAUGCCUUCACACUGGCUGGGAGACAUGGACCUGCCCGUUCUUGAGCCACUGAUUGUAAAAUUGUGAGCAGCAAGUCACUCUUUUUUUUUAAACAUGCUGUUCUCAGCCAGUAGUCAAGGCUUAGUGCUGGCAAACUCAAUCCUUCAGGAACUAAGCUGGGCUCACAACCAAAGCUCAUCUUGUUCCCCUUGGAACGGCUGCGGGCAAGGGGAGUCUGUGCCACUAAGGCAGCACCCAGGCUGAGGCAUGGGCUAAACCCAGAGGUGGAGAUGCUGUGUGCUGAGCACAAACACACACAGAGGGCCUGCAAAGCCUGUGAGGGGCCAGAGACAGACGGUGGAGGAAAAGGGAGCUGAAUUCCUGCUGUUUGAUGUGGCACUGGAGGCACAGAGGUCCAGGACACUCCCCAGCUGAGCUGUCUCGGGGCAUGCAGUGGUUUGUGAACAGAAGCGAAGAUUUUGCUGCCACUUCCUGAUUUCUGCCUUGAGAGCGGUCUGAGCUGGGACAUGAUCGGAGCAUUUAAAUGGACUUCUCAGCCCCAGGAACGGCAGACUUUGGGAUACAGUACAAAGGAAUAGAGAUAUCAGGAAAGAGCCCACAAACCACUUCUGCAAAGCUGCUGCUGUCAAUCUGAUGAAAACAGAAACUUGUGAGAGAAAACUACACGGAAAGUUCCCAUUAAGGAAAGGAGUGAGGUUUUGUUAGCAUGUCAUGGCUCACCUGUCCCACAAAGCCUGCAAGUGCUGUAAAAACUGAAAACUGUGAAAGGGAACCUCAGGUGUACCCAUGGAAAAGACAGAUGACCAGAACUGCCAGGAUAGACAUGAAGAAGACAACCCAAAGAGUUCCCCAUUUGACUUUGUUAUAAAACAGUUCCAAGGAAAGAAGUGUGCUCCUGAAAAAAGGAAAGAGCAGCCUUCAGCCAUCAAGGAGUUCUUCAAAGGCUUUGACUUUGGUAAAUCUGAAGGCAAGGGCAGAAAGGAAAUUGAAGAAACAGAAAUAAGCAAUGAUGGAACUGAUGAUCAGAGUGAAAAGCAAGAUCUCACUGUAGAAGAUGGACUUUCACAUCUCACUUCUGAAGCAGAGUCACCAUCUGGUGAGCAGAGAUUUAACCAGUUCAUGGAGAAACUGGGAAAGAAACCCAGCAGCAAGAAUCUGGAUCUAAAUAAUUGUGCACUAAGUGCAGCAGAUAUAACAGAGUUGGCUUCUUUACUGCCACUUCUCCCAGAGCUGGAAGAGAUCAGCCUGUCCUGGAAUGGUUGUGUUGGAGGGACUUUGAAAGCUCUCACUGUCCAUCUUCAUCACAUGAACCUGUUAAAAGUCCUCCGACUUAACAACUGCAGGCUGACAGCUGAGGAUGUCAUCUCCUUAGGAGAGGCAUUUGAAAUUGUUUCUCAGCUUGAAGAACUGGAUUUAUCAUGGAACAGUAACAUAGGUGGAAAACUAUCACUGCUGACAAAAAAACUUCAGGAAGGUUGCAAAUUAAAAUGUCUGAAAAUGACGGACUGUAACCUGACAGCAAAGGAUGGAGAAUCCCUAGCUGAACUUCUAAAUGUGAUCCCAAACCUCGAAGUGUUAGAUAUCUCUAUCAACAAAAACAUUGGCUGCAGCAUGAAGGUUAUUGCUCAGGAUCUGAAAAAUGUGCCAGACUUGAAAGAGUUAAACUUGCACAUGUGUGGAUUAAAGCAAGACAGCCUCCAGGGCUUAGACACUGCUUUACAGCACCUUGCAGAGCUAAGGAAAUUAGACAUCUCAUGUAACAGAGAGAUUGGUGGUGGCUUUAAAGCAUCAACGGCUCAUUUGGCCAGCUUGAAAAAUCUGGAAGUCCUUGAUCUUCACCAGUGCUGUGUCACAGAAGAGGACAUGACUGUUUUGUCCCAGGUGAUACCUUUACUCUCCAAUCUUCAAGAGCUGAAUUUAUCCUCGAAUAAAAAUGUGGGACUCUCAUCAGAUCCUCUUCUGGGCAGGCUCAGGUUUUUACCAAAGCUGAGAUCUGUCACCAUCAGCAAUUGUGGCUUAGAUGAAGAGUCCCUUUCAUCACUAGCUGAGGCUGCCCUUCACCUUCCUGAACUGGAGAUAUUAGACCUUUCUUGGAAUAAGUGCGUUGGUGGGAACCUAAAGCUGCUUUUGGGAGCACUAAAGCUUGCAACAGAGAUUCAAGUGUUAAGACUGAGCAGCUGUAACCUGGUGGCUGAAGAUUUGGCACUUCUAACAUCCCUGAGGCAAGAGGGCCAUUUGGCCAGAUUGCAGAAGCUGGAUUUGAGUUAUAACAACACCAUCUCUGACAAAGGCUGGGCUGUUUUCUGCCGAGCUUUAGGAGCAUUCAAGGAACUCUCAGAGCUGGAUGUGAGCCUCCGGCCGUCGUCCUGCCGGGACUGCGGGCCAUGGUUCGGGGAGUUGUUGGCAGCACUGACACAGCUGCCAGCCUUGGCAGAGCUGGCCAUGCAGAGAUGGGCCCUUUCAGAGUCCCAGAGGAAGCAAAUGGAAGGCUUUAAUCAAGACAACAAGAGAAACAUUCAUUUUGAUUGCUGAUGAAGGUUGGAGGUGUUUGAAGGCCUUUUGGGAGCAGCACGUGAACCAAGCAUUAUGUGUCUCAGAAGACUGCAGUUUUUAAUAAUCUCUUGAAAUAGUUUCACAGUUAUAGAAGACUGUUACUUGACCUUCUGCAACAUAGAUCAUUCUAUUUCAUAAUUUCCUUUCAGAUUCUCUGGGCCGUGCUUACACUACUCAGUCUUUAUGUUGUGAAUAUUGCCAAGGCCGCUGCCCACAGAGCAGUGCUGGGUCAGAGGGACCUGCUGCAGGUUUGGCCGUGGAGGGAAGGGCUGAGGUUUGUGUCAAUGCAGGCGGGUGGGCAGUGUGAAUGUGGCCUCAGAAAAUACCUCUAAUGUGAAAAUACUUGAAACCUCCAUGUUUUAGAUGUUAGUUUCUUCUCCCCUCAAACUUUUGCCUCUUUGUGAAUUACUUAAAUCGUAAGUGGGAGAUUUGGCAUCCAUCCCAACAACUCAACAUUAUAGAUUAGUCCGGGAAGGAGAAUACAGAAGGAGCUGGUCUGCCUCUGCUCUGGCCCUUGAUGCCAUCUCAUAGUGUAGAUGAGUCCUGUGUAGAGAAUCAGCAUAAAAUCAAGGUAAGAAACACUUAUUUGGUGUCUUUGCAAGUCUCAGGGGCAAGGAAAAAGCUAUGGUACAUUAAAUCAGAGAUAUGUCCUGCUACUUGAACAAGAAUUUUGGUUACAUAGCAAUCAAUAAGUGCCAAAUUCUGUCACAGUCACUUGUGUCAUGGAGCAUGUUAACCCACACGUGAGCUCCAGGACUGCAGUGGGAUUAUUCAUUGGUAAGGUAUUUUAGGAAGUAAAGAUAUUAGAUCUGCCCACUGAGUGAGGAGUCUUAGAGAAAUCCUGAGGCAGCUUGAGGGAUAAAGUACUGCUCAAUUAGCUCUGAGCAUCUCUACAUGCUGCAGCAAUCUCCUGGAGGAGAAGCACAACAGGAUCAUUCAGUGGCAGCUUCCUAACUUGCUAAGGCCCCCCAUCAGCAAGUUCUCCCCCGUAGAUGAUGAUCAAUAUUCAGCUUUCAGUCCAUGCAACCCUUCCAACAUCAGCUUUUUCCUGUUCAGGGCUAUAACCAGCACCUGACUGUGCUGAUACCUAUUGAUCAUUUAAUUCAUAAUUUCAUGUAAAAGUUACCCUGGACUUCCUGGUUCCACUUUCAGUUCCAUUUGAAAAGUGCACUUGGCUCCCCCAGCUUUGAGAAACGUGAGUUGGAGUCUCUUGGUCAGGGGCAGCAGGGAAUUGCUGUGUGGGAUCCUAAACCUCUGAAAUAAAGCAAAGAGCCCCUGUUUCAUUUAGGGCUAACAAGAGAGAUUUUCAAGCUAUGAGUUAAGCUAGGACACUUGUUCUAAUGAGGAAAAACCAUCGUGUCUGUUUAACAGCAUCUCACCAACCUAUUCUAUUUAUCACUUGUCUUCAUGUGACUUUCCUCCUCAAAUCCCCCUUUGAACUGGGAAAUUGAUUUUUUAUCUGUUCUGUGAGAAUUCCUGUGAAUUAAUCCUUUCCCUCUUGAACCUCUCUCUCCAGUUAACCUUUAAUGUCCACUUUCUGUUGAAAUCUUCCUAACUGAACUCAAGUUCAGUGUUAGGGUUUCUUGUUCUUUCAUAGCUGGAUUCCUCAUUCUCAGCUCCAGAGCCCAGGACAGACUCACUGCUGGCAAACUCUUCCCUGCCCCUGAUCCCCCUGCUCAGUCCUUUGCCCUCUUAUUAUUCUGUCAUGCCAAUUGUGCCACUAAAAAGCUUUUGUUCCUUUUAUCACCUCUACUAAAAAUCUCGUAAUCUGCCAAUCUGCCCAGAAAUUUCUCUUCCAAUGAUUUCCUGCUUGGCAGUUUCUGAUUCAUCCUCCUCUCUGUUCCCCUUUGCCUUCACUUAGGGUGAAAAAAUUUUCAUUAGACAUUUCCAAACAAUCAAAACAGCCUCAGUUACCCAGUGAAAUGGAAAAUCAGAACAGAGCCGUCCCACUUUGCUGCAGUCCCAGCUCUCUCCUGCCAGUGAGCAUAUUAAUGAGAUUUCAGUAUCAAUCAAGAGCCAAGCAGAAAUGAGUCCCAUGCCCUGGAUGCAGAUUCAGAGAGCACUACGGAGAGACGGAACUCUGGUUCCUCAUCACCUCCCUCAGGAUGCACCACCUUCCCUGAGGCAAGAGGAGGGAGAGCAGGACUGCAGUUCUGACCAGCCAGUGGGACUGAACAAAGGGUUCUGCUCCCACCCCCUCUGCAUUUUGAACCUGCACAGCGGCUGGCCUCAGUCCAGCUUGGUUCUCUGUGCAAAUGAAACUCAGGGGCUUAAAGGGCAGCUGAGCAGUACAGAAUAAAAACUAGACAAGGACAUCUUGUGUCUAGGACAAACAGCUGUCUCCCUGUCAAGUGCUGUGGAAAGACAUGGUUGCACAUAAAUUUGACAUGCAAGAAUUAUAGCAAUAUUAUGUUUGUCAAGGUUCUUUUUAAUAACAAAGGUGUUUGAUGUGUCAGAACCAGAAUCAUGGCAGAAAUUGCAUCCUGCAGACCCACUGCUUUCAAAUAAGCCUGCCAUACACAGACACAUCCCAAACUGUCACCAAGCCAUGUCACAGAUGAGCAGUACCACUAAGGCAGUGACAGCUUGCAGUCAUUCAAAGUGCCGUAACUGCAGAUUGUUGAAACAUCAGUGAACAGUUUUGCCUAAGUGUGGAGAUACUUUCAAACAGCUUUUUACACCUCUGCAAGACAGGAUGGUAAUGCAGGUCCUGGUAGAAGUGUGUGGCCUGUCUAGAAUCCUAGUCCAUAUUUCCAAACAUGUUUCCAAGGUACUGAUCGUUUCUGGAGGUAAAGUGCAUAAGUAAAGUUUAUAAACUGUGAUGUUGUUGGGAUCAUUGCUAAACACAGAGACAACAUGAGUUUUAAAUGCUGAGCUUUGAUAUUAUUCCUGUUCUGACAGUUCUGGCCUGAUGCUGCACCAAGUACCUAAAGAGAUUAAGAGUCCCUUCAGUCCUGAAUUUGGGAGCAGCUGAAGACCAUGGAAUUUCCCUACAGCAGCAGAACAAGAUCUUGCCCCUUCUAUUGUUCCUGCCUGCAAUUUGCUUUAGUCUUCUGGCAGACAUUUAAUUCCUUUAUCUUGUCCCAGCUAUAAUCUUUCUAAUGACUCCAGGAGAAAGAUCUCCUUUGGAAAGAUACUGAAUUUAUUUUCAGAAAGACUAAGGCAUUUAAAAUUUUCAGUUCCUUCACCUCCACAGGUAUCUAGACACAGUCAUUAAAAAGAUAUAUUAUGUCAAUUAAAUGGUAAUCUUUGGAAUUUCGUUUUUAGGGAAGAAAUCUCCUAAGAAAAUUCUGUGGAGCUGCAUUACUGUUGAUAAAUGAACACAGAAUAUUCUGCUCAUUAAUGUCACAUUAUACCUCACAGUAUGGUGGAAAUUUUGGCAGAGACAUCUAUGUUGUUUCCUGUGCUGGAAAGAUUUCUUAUGGGUUUAAUUUUGUUUCUUAGCAGAAACAUUAGUCUGCUUCUUCAUUUCCUUUGCAUGCACAGUGCAGCGGAGAGCAAUUUAAAUUAAUGAAAUCUGAAAGUGAGUCUUUUGCAUAAAUUACUACUUCUGUAAAUGUAACCUUCCAGAAGAAAACUGCACCAGUGGAAAAAAAAUCAUUGGAAAAAAAGCAUUGCAUUAAAUAAAAAAGGAAAGUGUAUUCUGAGCCCUAAAAUAAAGAUGUCUAUGAAUACUCUUACACUUACCAUAGCCCAAGGGUGCAUAAUUGUUCAUUAGCAAAUGAACAGCAAAUGUUCAUGGAGUUAAAGACAUUAACAAUAUCACUCCAUUUUUAAAUUGCCCUUUGCUCACUUUGUGAUGUACUGAUUCUGUGCAAAUGCAGCUCUUAUUUUCCCAGCGUACACAGAAAAAAAAGAUGC
Molecule: messenger RNA, 8556 nt
Organism: Motacilla alba alba
Lineage: Eukaryota; Metazoa; Chordata; Aves; Passeriformes; Motacillidae
Gene: LRRC31
Product: leucine rich repeat containing 31
Exons: 11
Coding region: 2929-4674 (581 amino acids)
Molecular function (GO): protein binding
Source: RefSeq, a predicted model, not a curated record